Messenger RNA from Trichoderma atroviride IMI 206040, 1248 nucleotides. RefSeq lists its product as uncharacterized. NCBI's taxonomy places the organism in Eukaryota, Fungi, Ascomycota, Sordariomycetes, Hypocreales, Hypocreaceae. Gene Ontology annotation, biological process: GPI anchor biosynthetic process. Gene Ontology annotation, molecular function: glycosyltransferase activity. The record is from RefSeq and is a predicted model, not a curated record. Gene Ontology annotation, cellular component: Golgi membrane.
AUGGAGUUGAAUCAUCUCGAUCUCCGGGUGGUCAACUUUGUGCUCGGCUUAGUCUGGCUCAUUACUUUCCGAUACCUUCAACAGACUACCUACUACGACCCGUCCUCAUUCUUCUUCCGCUGGGAUGCCGCGUAUCAGCCACUUUACUCUGCGGUAAGAGAGCAGGAAGCCGAUGCGUUCCUCGCCUCAAGCCAGUCGCAAAAGAGCAGGCUGUUGAAAGAGUCGGAGAAGAGUCUUGUUCAUGCCGCGCCUUACUGUAUCGGCAUCCCAACUCUCCAAAGAGAGCGCGCGCAAUUUUUCGCCAAAACAGCAGCGUCCCUCGUCGAUACCCUGACAGCCGAAGAGCGAGAUUCAAUACACAUUGUUGUUCUUUUGUCCGACAACGAUGCGACAGCGAAUUCAGCAUUUGGACAGCAUUGGCUUCACGCAAUCGCCGACACCGUUGUGGUUCAUGAGGAUACGCCCAAGGACCUAGUGGCGGAAAAUGGCUACCAGACGAUCCCGCGACAUCCCGAAUUUGCGGCCAGAGACGAACGAGUACGACGCGACUACUCUGUACUUUCUGAAACAUGUCGCCAAAAUGACGCCGAAUACUUUAUCCUAGUCGAAGAUGACGUUAUUGCCGCGAGAGACUGGUUCCAGCGACUUCAAGACGCAGCACCGCAAGUAAACGAGCGCGCCGUUGCUAAACAUCGAGACUGGCUGUACCUUCGGCUUUUUUACACCGAGACUUAUAUGGGCUGGAACUCGGAGGAAUGGCCCACGUAUAUACGCAACAUUUUCUUGAUGUACGCGGCCGUUUUGGGAGCCAUGCUCGCCAUUCGACAAGUCUUCCACAUGGCGCAGCCCUCUGCCAAAGAACGAAGCUCCAAAAUUUCGAAACUCCUGAUGGCGAACAUACUCGUCGUAUGGAUGCCCUUGUUUAUCGGGCUAGGGUUUAUGGCUGGUCGGUUAACAGUCAGCCCACUCCCGUUUGGCGUUCAAGAGAUGCCGCGGUACGGUUGUUGUAGCCAGAGCUUAGUUAUACCAAGUCGGCAUCUCACCACACUUGAAGAGAAGCUGAAAGAGGCCCCCUAUGACCUACCCGCCGAUUCUACAAUCGAAAGGAUAGCGGAUAGCCUUGAGCUUGACAAAUGGGCACUUGUGCCAAGUGCUUUUCAGCAUAUUGGAGCAAGGGGAUCGUCAGCUAGAGGAGGCGCCCGUAAGUCGACGUGGAAUUUCAGUUUCGAGAGGCUCUAUUCGGCGUAA